Penicillium egyptiacum is the source of this 2256-nucleotide messenger RNA. The record is from the annotation of a GenBank genome assembly. NCBI's taxonomy places the organism in Eukaryota, Fungi, Ascomycota, Eurotiomycetes, Eurotiales, Aspergillaceae.
AUGAGCGGAAGGCCAUCUCUUCGUCACUCUUCGCGGUCUAAUCCCCUUCCAUCUACCCCUCAAAAUGAUAACGAUCAUUUCAUCUACGACACAGCUGAGCGCGAGAGUAGCGAAGCCUCCCCUUUGACCCCACGCGAGUCGACAGUCUUUGGUGCAUACCCGCCCUGGAGGACAUCUCGAGUCUCUGGGGAACAUCCAAUGAACGCAAAAGUGGCCAUUCCCCGGCUCGACCCUCCACUUGCAAGCAGUAAUGGUCGAGUUAGUCGGGCAUGCCAUAACUGUCGCAAACAGAAAAACAAGUGUUCUGGUCAUCGGCCGUCUUGCCUUCGGUGUCAGGAGGCCAACGUCCUUUGCGUCUACGUCGAUGGGAAACGAGAGAGAAACGCUAGCCAACUCCAACACUACGAAUCUCUUGUGCGCGAUAUUUAUCCCAAAUUCGACACCGAGCUGGCCAAAGUCGUUGACCAAGCGCUCGGAGAAGUGAGUGAAGACCCAAUGAUCCCAACGAAAAUGGGAUCUUGUGAUAAGUCUAACAAUCCACAGAUAUCCAGCCUUUCCCUGUCGUCGCCGAUCGUCGCCAGGUUACCGGAUGAGGCAGACUCGUCGAGCCGAACACUUUCCUACGUGGAUCACACCCUGGAGGACUUCAAUGGAGACAUUUCACUACAAGGGAUUGGCUUUGUAGGAGAGCAUUCAGCAACGGCAUGGUUAUACAGGCUUAAGUGCUUGAUCGGUCAGCGAAGAAGUUCCAAAGCGGACGGCCAACUCGAGGGAUCAGCCCGUCCAUCGAUUUCUUCCUGUGCAUUAUUUAUGGAUGAUGCCGGAAUACAGCCGAUAAACGAUAUAGAUGUCUUCGCAUAUCCCCCACAAGUGGUCGCCGAUGAACUCGUGGACAGAUACUUCCAAGUUGCGCACGCCUCCUUCCCCGUUGUCGGAAAAGCAAUUUUUCUGAGCCAAUGCCGGUCAUUCUAUUCAAACUCAACCACCCACCCUGGAGCCAAGUGGAUGGCGUUAUUGAACAUGGUAUUUGCGAUCGCUGCAAGACAUUGCGAGCUUUCCGGAGACCAACCGCAGCUAGAUCACAAUAUCCACACGGUGUACUUUUCCCGCGCCUGGCGAUUACACACUAGCGAGAGUGUGCUAUUGGAGACUCCCAACCUGCAGCAGACACAGGUAGAGGGACUAAUAUCACUUUACUUGCUUUCCAUUGGACAGGUCAAUAGGGCAUGGAGAAAAUGUGGUAUUGCAAUCCAGUCGGCGGUUGCGAUGGGAAUCCACCUUCGUAGCGAAAGUCCCAGCAUCACACACGUGUCCAAAGAAACCAGAUAUCGGCUAUGGUGGGCGCUAUACCUGCUGGACAUCCUGCUUUGCGUCAUGACUGGACGCAUGCCCAGAAUGCAGCAGGAGCACUGCACAACCCCUUUGCCGGUACCUUACAAGGAGGAAGACUUCCGGGAUGAACAUGUAAUGAGGCUUAUCAUGGACAUCCAAUCCAGAGGCCGUCUCAUGACUUCUUUACUCUCCUUCGAUCCUUCGGCCGAACCGAACGACCGUUUAGCCCAUUCGCCUUCUCCAUCUAUGUCCCAACAGGCAUCACCAAGCCCGCAUCUCCAGGCUAACGUCUCAUUGUACUUACUUUACUCCAUUGACUUGGCAGCUGUGAUGAGAGAAGCAAUCGAGAUCUUGUAUUCUCCCGAAGCGGGACGAAAAUCACGGAAUGACACCGAACUGGCCAUGACAUCGCUCAACAGCGCCGCUGACAACUGGUUUGCUCGGCUCCCUGCGACGUACCGUUUCAUGGAAACCAGAGAUGACCGAGCCUUUAUCCGUCAGCGGACGAGUUUGGCUUUCCAAUAUUAUUCGACCAAACUUGUCAUUUCGCAUCCUGCCCUUCAUUCUCAUAUGUGCGGUGAAAUCUUUCCCACUGGUCUUGACACCCCAAUGGCGACGAUUUGCCUCAAUGCAGCAGGACAAAUGCUUGAUCUCUUACCCAAUGAACCGAACAUCGCCUGGCUCUUGGGUUGCUCACCUUGGUGGUGUGCUCUCCACUACCUCACGCAGAGCACCGUAGUGCUCAUAACGCAGUUACUCACCCAGAAUCAAACGAGAGCUAGUGAAAGAGAAGAGUCGUUGCAAAGAGUCCAAAAGGCUCUGCGAUGGUUGAGUGAGUGUUCCACCAAGGAUCCCUCUUCCAAGCGGGCUUGGGGCAACUUUACGGAGCUCUUGUCAUCCCACGGAUUGAACAUUUUAGAAUAA